UUCACAUCCCUCAUUCAGUUGUGUACGAGUUGUGCCACACACCUUGUAAGCAUCUUCGCAAAGAGCAAGCAUCUCUCUCUCUCUCUCUCUCUCUCUCUCUCUCUCUCUCUCUCUCUCUCUCUCUCUCUCUCUCUCUCUCUCUCUCUCUCUCUCGUAUGAGCAGAUGAUGAGCUCCGGUAAGCAAGAAGGGCCCAAGCUGUUCAGCUCGAGGAUCCUCUCAAGGGAUCGCUCAAACGUGGCCAACGCAUCCUUCAGGGUGUACUACAGCCUCGGCACCGGGACCGUGCCUUUCUUGUGGGAGUCCAAGCCCGGCACGCCCAAGAGCUCCGUCACACCGGCCUCGGCCGCCACCGCCAUGCCGCCGAUCUCACCGCCACCGUCGUACCAAUCCAUGUCUCAAUCCAAGGCCAGAAAUUGCAGGAGGAGGUCAGCUUCUUGGCCUGCCGGAGGUUGGGUCAGCUGGCUGAUCCUGAACAUCAGGAGGCGGUCACCACCGUCAUCGCCGACGGAUCACCAGCAACGUUGGCUUGCCCAGGACCACGGCGCCGGCGACGAGCGGCGGUCAUGGCGUUCCACCUUGUGCUUCUGAUCAGCUGGUCUCAAUUGAUUGGUGAAUUAGUUGUCUUGUCCUAUGUGCGGUGUUAAUGGAGUUCUGUUAGAUAUUACAGUGACAUGAUCUGGUUGGUGUUCGUACGUGCUGGAUUUCUUUAAAUUUUUAGGUUGGACUCUUUUCCCUUUUCCGGUGCUCAGCUUUGCAUAGACAUCUCUUACAGUGUUUGGUUGUUUGGAGUAUGAAUAAUUGGGCCUGCAUGAUUGCUGUCCUGUGUUGUGUGCGUCUAUAUGCACAUUGUAUAGAAAAUUAAUAGUACAUA
Panicum virgatum (switchgrass) is the source of this 872-nucleotide messenger RNA. RefSeq lists its product as uncharacterized. The record is from RefSeq and is a predicted model, not a curated record. The transcript has a single exon. The coding region runs from base 164 to 589 and encodes 141 amino acids. NCBI's taxonomy places the organism in Eukaryota, Viridiplantae, Streptophyta, Magnoliopsida, Poales, Poaceae.